AUGGAGAGCGGCGAGCUGGGCGGUGGGAAUGGUGGGAGGCCCGAGGAGUCCGGGCAGAACGGCCGGCCCGUGCUCAUCGCCUCGCUUCUGGUGUCGGCGCUGGUCUCUUCACGGGUGGCGGAGGAGGUCGCCGCACUGUGGGCAGGAGUGGCCGCCAACGGCUCCGAGCCCUUGGCGGACCCGCUGACUGCCUGCGGAUUUCACAACGCACGAAAGGGGCAUCAGCAGUCGCUGGAGAUGCACCAGAAUGCCGUCGCUUGGCGAUCAUCCGUCGGGCUGAGGAGCAUCAUGGAGGUGCACGGGGAGGGUGAGGAGUACGCCGAGGAUCGACGGCUGCAAGACCUCCGCGGCCGACAGCUGGAAGUGGCGUCGGCGGCCCACGAGGUCUGUAUCGAAGUUGGUGGCACGGCACGUCUCGUUCGCGAGAAUGCCCGUGUGUUCACCGGAUGGAGAGCCGGUCCUGGCCACGCGCUCAGCGAGGACUUCGAGCUGUUCAAACAACAGAAGCUCAAGGACCGGGUGCAGGAACAGGCACGCAGGAAGUUAGUCGAGAGAAGUGCGCGGGCGCAUCAGUCGAGGGUUGCCGCAGUAAGUGCAUGCCAGCAGAAUGUUUGUGGAGAUCGGCAUUGGGCGUGUUUGCCCAGCCAAGGGUAA
Messenger RNA from Prorocentrum cordatum, 654 nucleotides. The record is from the annotation of a GenBank genome assembly. Lineage: Eukaryota; Dinophyceae; Prorocentrales; Prorocentraceae.